Cyprinus carpio (common carp) is the source of this 2455-nucleotide messenger RNA. Its product is annotated as elongator complex protein 4. The record is from RefSeq and is a predicted model, not a curated record. Gene Ontology annotation, biological process: tRNA wobble uridine modification. Gene Ontology annotation, cellular component: cytoplasm; transcription elongation factor complex; elongator holoenzyme complex. Lineage: Eukaryota; Metazoa; Chordata; Actinopteri; Cypriniformes; Cyprinidae.
ACAGCAAUUCAGUCGCUGAUUGGCUGUAGCGUCCCCGGCGUUGCUGUCAACACCAGAAAAACAUGGCGGCUCCCGUGAGAGGCAUGGCUGGAUCCCCCAGCAUAGGCAACACAACUAGUUUUCAGAAAAAAACCCGCAGCAAACUAGUUUCUAUCCCUGGUACAAGACCGUCUGUACAGAACGGACAGCUCUUAGUAUCAUCUGGCGUCAGCUCGCUUGACUACGUGAUUGGUGGAGGCCUGGCGGUUGGAACUCUGCUGCUUGUAGAGGAGGACUGCUAUGACAGCUACUCCCGCAUGCUGCUCAAGUACUUCCUGGCGGAGGGAGUUGUGUGCGGACAUGAACUCUUCCUGGCAUCCGCCCGAGAUCACCCUGAUGAGAUCAUGCAGGAACUCCCUUCUCCAAUUGUGGAUGAUGUUGCCGGCAUGAAAAUCAGCGAGGGUCAGUCUCAGCCCAGUGACCCAGAGAAUCCAGACACAAUGAAAAUCGCCUGGCGCUACCAGAACCAACCAAGAGUUCAGACGGCUUUGGCAUCAUCAGUGAGGUUUGGUCAUUAUUAUGACGUGUCCAAGACCAUGGAGCCUGAGCUACGGCAAGCAGCCAAAUGCCACAGUUUUUAUCAGCUACAGGAAACACCAGUGACCACAGGAUCAAGUCCGUUACCAUCACCCUAUCAUGCUCUCCUGAAGUCUAUCCAGACAGUCAUCCGGAAAGAAGGGUUUGACGGAUCCACACCACAGUCUAAGGUUCGGAAUGUCCUGCGGCUGGGUCUUCAUUCUCUUGGGUCAGUGCUCUGGGGGGAUGAUGUGUGCUGUAAGGUUAACCCCGCCCACUGCCACGCCCUCACCACAUUUCUCUACGCCCUCCGAGGCCUGUUACGCACUUCACUCUCAGUCGCUAUGGUGACCGUACCCUCCCACCUCAUACAGAACAGAGCCAUAAUGGGACGAAUAAUCAGACUGAGUGACACAGCCAUUGCUCUGGAAUCAUUCAGAGGCUCAGAGAAGGAGACCAACCCACUUUACAAAGACUAUCACGGUCUCCUGCAUGUUUGUCAGUUGCCCCGUCUGAACUGUUUGUCUUCUGAGGUCCCCGAUACGAAGGACUUGGCCUUCAAACUCAAGAGAAAGCAGUUCACAAUUGAGAGACUGCAUUUGCCUCCAGACCUGUCAGAGACGGUGAGUCGAGUGAGUAAAGCAGAACUGGCAGCAGGAUGUGGCAGCACUGCCAUGGGCAACAAGCACCUAGAUUUCUAGCGUAUUCCCAUUCCUCCUGCACCGUCUACCCCCCGUGAUGUUGAAGGGCAGGAGAGCGCUGGAGCUACACUACGCCAGCACUAGGUCACACCUGCACUGACACACUUACUCUCAUGAUUAGUGAAUGAGAUUAAAAUGGAGCAACGUUUAGUAACUACUAACAUGGAGAAGCAUACAAGACCGUGAUAUUCCGUGUCACAAACACCUAGCAAGUACCUGUUGCAUUCUUUGGAUAAAACGAGAAUGUGACGCAAAUAACGAUAACGUAGUUUGGCUACCAGUUUCUUUUCAGUGCACGUCAUGGCUUCCUGAUGUUUAUUAGCUUAGCUAAUAAAUAUUUGGUGUCAAUAAAGUUUCAACCAAAAAUGUAAACAAUGUCAUGUUCUUAUUCACGUUCAAAAAAAGGUUUGUGGCAGAAAAUAUUUUUGACGCCCCCGUUUAAGCUUUUUGAUUAUUUCUGGUUCAUAAUGUUGUCCUGUUCAUGAUACAAGUAAUAAAAGCAGAAAUAUAUAUAAAAAUAGGACUUGACACAUCAUUUCUUUCUUUUGCUAAGUGCUGUCAUUUUGCCAUGCCAUGUUCUUUUCAACCAUGUUUACAAGUUUUUUUUUUUUUUUGUAUAAAAACAACACUUAAAUUGUUUGCAUUCAUUAUAGUAAGAUUUGUUGUACUGCACUUAAUUCCUGCUGUUUAAAAACAAAUCCAUUUACAGUUACACACUGUAAUACUGUUACAGUAAAUAAAAUCACCAUUCAGAAUAAUGGUAAUUAUUUGUAAUUAUGUCCGAAUACAUAAAAGUAAUUAAAGUUUAUAAGGAAAAUAUGCAUAAAUUGUCACUUAACUUAAUUUUCCUAAAAAUAUAAGCUUCUUUUUCUUGACACAAAUAUAUAUGUCUUUCUCCCUUUUGGGGUGAAAGGUGACCUGUUUUUCAAGUUUUACAAUGUUUUUUAAUACUGACCAUGAACAAAAUAAUAUAUUAUGUAAUGUUAUCUUAUGUUAUGUAAUAUAAUAUCUCCUUUCUCUAUUUCUUAAACAGGCUCCACAAUAAGAUACUGCAUUCAUUUACAAUUGAAUUAUAAUAAGAUCCUUAUGCAUUUAUAAUAUUGCGACAUAAAUUUCAGUUGACAUGACCCUGCUUGCCUUUGGGAGGAAAUGUAUUCGUAAUGUAAAAAUUGCUGCACAAAUUAUUCAUUUCUGCUUCU